AUGGAUUCUAAUAUUGAUUUGAAUAUUCCAAUUCUAAAUUCUGAGAGUGAAACUUUGUUCGAUCUAAACGAAAUUCCACCGACUGAAGAACAUCCAARUAAUGGCCAUGAAGCUUUUUCGAUUGAUCAUAAUCCAGAUACAUCUCAAGAAGAGAUAACUCCACAAAAAGUUAGAAGAAAUCUAUCUAAUGCCAAGAGAUGGGAGAUUUUCUAUGCUUUGCUAGAAAKGAGCAGUAACGGAACUCUGAAGAAUUAUCAUACAAGAGAAGUUGCGGAUAUGUUUUCGGUGUCUUUACAAGUGGUACAAAAAAUCUGGCGACAAGCAAAAGAAACAGCUAGCAAUGGAAAAGUCGAUGUAUCACAUAGAAGAACCGDAAAUUGUGGUCGGAAAAAAAUCCCACUUGAUUUGGAAAAAGUUGCUGGUAUYCCGUUACACAAGCGAACAACUUUGAGGACGUUUUCCGUCGCUGUAGACAUGAGUCUUGKAAYAGUACAUAGGCGCUUGCAAGAAGGAGCUAUACRAUGUCAUUCCAACGCCAUCAAACCACUUUUGAAGGAAGCAAAUAUGAAAGGUAGACUACAAUUUUGCAUUUCUAUGCUAGAUAAGAAUACUUUACCUCAUGAACCAAAAUUUGUUGAUAUGUACAAUAUUGUGCAUAUCGAUGAAAAGUGGUUUUAUAUGACGAAGAAGACCGAGAAAUAUUAUCUGCUUCCGAUUGAAGAUGAUCCACAUCGUACAUGUCAAAGCAAGAAUUACAUUGGGAAAGUAAUGUUUCUAGCUGCGAUGGCUCGUCCAAGAUUUGAUGAUGAAGGAAAAGAAGUAUUUUCUGGAAAGAUUGGGAUAUUUCCUUUUGUUACUAUGCAACCAGCUAAGAGACGAAGUAAGAAUAGAGCUGCCGGAACUUUAGAAGUAAAAGCAUCAACUUCUGUUAAGAGAGAAGAUAUAAAAGCAUGUUUGAUCGAAAAAGUUCUUCCGGCAAUCCGUGAAAAGUGGCCAAGAGAAGAUUGGGGAAAGACUAUUUUUAUUCAACAAGACAAUGCAAGAACACAUGUCGAAGCUUCGGACAAAGAUUUUCAAGAAGCAGCGUCRAAAGAUGGCUUUCAUAUUCAAUUGAUGUCACAACCGCCAAACUCGCCGGAUCUAAACAUUUUGGAUCUUGGAUUUUUUAAUGCCAUUCAAUCGCUCCAACAUAAGGCAUGUCCUAAAACGGUAGAAGAYCUUAUUCGUGCGGUGGAAGAAUCGUUUGAAAUUUAUCCKACGGAAAARGUAAACCAUAUUUUUUUGACUCUUCAAUCAUGUAUGCUAGAGAUCAUGAAAGUUGGAGGAUCAAACAAGUACAAAAUACCACAUACGAAGAAGCAUACAUUGGAAAGAAUUGGUCUSCUUCCGAAACAACUAAGUUGUGAUGCUACGUUGCUCGAACAUGUGUUGAACGUUUUUAGAUCGUCAUAG
Molecule: messenger RNA, 1452 nt
Organism: Arabis nemorensis
Lineage: Eukaryota; Viridiplantae; Streptophyta; Magnoliopsida; Brassicales; Brassicaceae
Source: the annotation of a GenBank genome assembly